Lolium rigidum is the source of this 971-nucleotide messenger RNA. Its product is annotated as ubiquitin-conjugating enzyme E2 5A. NCBI's taxonomy places the organism in Eukaryota, Viridiplantae, Streptophyta, Magnoliopsida, Poales, Poaceae. Gene Ontology annotation, cellular component: nucleus. The record is from RefSeq and is a predicted model, not a curated record. Bases 315 to 761 code for a protein of 148 amino acids. Gene Ontology annotation, biological process: protein polyubiquitination. The transcript is spliced from 5 exons. Gene Ontology annotation, molecular function: ubiquitin conjugating enzyme activity.
UUUGAUUUUGAUACUACUAUCUGCUUUCACUGCCUUUGCCCAUCGACCAUGGCACCAAUAAAGUAAGCAGGUCCCAGGGAACGAUGAUUCGAUGAAGACGAAUAAAUAAAACCAGCACGCUAACCCGCAGCAAGCAAGCUGCAACUAGCAUCAAGAUAGACAGCAAAGGGGAGAGGCUCAUUUACAUAUAUAGCCCUGCUCCUACCCUUUUCCCUGGUUCCAUUAUUGGUUCUUGUGAAGGGCGGAGAAACAGAAGCAGAGAGCAAAGAGGACAUCAGUCCUUCAAUCAGUGAGGAGGACAAGCAAGUGUAUGCAUGAUGGCGUCUAAGAGGAUACAGAAGGAGCUCAAGGACCUGCAGAAGGAUCCCCCUACCUCAUGUAGCGCAGGUCCUGUGGGUGAAGAUAUGUUCCAUUGGCAGGCAACAAUAAUGGGUCCAUCUGACAGCCCAUAUGCUGGUGGAGUUUUCCUAGUUACUAUCCACUUCCCUCCUGAUUAUCCUUUCAAACCACCAAAGGUAGCGUUUCGUACCAAGGUGUUCCACCCAAACGUGAACAGCAACGGGAGCAUUUGCCUGGAUAUCUUGAAGGACCAAUGGAGCCCUGCUCUGACUAUCUCCAAGGUGUUGCUGUCCAUCUGCUCCCUGCUGUGUGACCCAAACCCCGACGACCCCCUGGUUCCCGAGAUCGCCCACAUGUACAAGACGGACCGGCACAAGUACGAGAGCACCGCCAGGACCUGGACGCAGAGGUACGCCAUGUGAUGUGAGACGGCGGACGGAUCGCCGGAGUCGAUCUUGUAAACAUUCUGUCUAUGUGCUAUGUGUUGUAUGGAUGAUCAAACAGGCUCUGCAGUUGCUCAAUUGCUGUCACUUGGAACGAACAUCGAACCGGUGCUAGAUAAUUUGGAUUCAGACAAUGUUGCCACCUACUCUACCAGCAUGUCAGUGCUUGCAAUGCAGUCGUUCACUGAA